UAACAUCGGACAGGAAGAUGAAAAUUCUGUUAAUCCUGGAAGAUAAUGAAAAACACAAGAAAGUUUGGAAACAGUUUAAAAAAAAAGUCAAACGAAAGCUGCACAAAGUUUCCGCAGAGGAAAGUAACAAGGAGAUUAAGGCUGUUAUGAAGUUCUGCAAUUUUAAGGGUGAAAGUGACCUUGAAGCAGCACUGACAAGCAUUCCUGAAAACAAGCCUGCAGUUCUGGUGGUGCUCCAUGAAACAUCAGAACCAGACACAGUGGGAAAAGACAGCGGCAGAUCUGAGACCAGAGAGAAUACGUUCAUAGUGCACUGUGUGUUUAAUAGUGAGGUUAAAACAUUAGAGGAAUACCAUAAGAAGCGCAAGGUCUGGAAGGAAGUCGACGAAUUUCUCCAAUCUGUGGCUUCAUCAGAAAGCACGAAUACACCAUAUUUUACUAUUGUAGUGGGAAAUACUCUGAAGUCCCAUGAGCAGUUCCUGGAAAAACUCCAUGAAAAAAGACGUCUAAGGAGUGUGUCUGAUGUGGGGAAGUGUAAUGUAAUUUUGGUUUUCUGUCCAAUUGUUUCACGAGCUGGAACUGACAUUGAAGCAGCACUGCUCCAACUUAAUCGUUUAUCAGACAAACCUGCUGUUCUAGUGGUGCUCCAUCACACGUUUGAUCCAGAAAGCACUUUACCAGACAGCAGCAGAACUGUGAGCAGAAAGAAAACACUCACAGUGGACUGUCUGUUCCAUGAGGAUAGAGGAUUGCUGCAGUGCAGGAAGAAUGAUGACGCUUUAAAAGGCGUUUCAAACUGGAUCAAAUCUGCGAACUCACUUUAGCUGACUUCUAAAGAAGACUCCAUUAUUAAGUCAGCCAUGAGUUUUUAAAGGAUCUUAAAGAAAGAAGUAGGAAGGAAAUUCUGGCCAGUGGACACUGAGAAGAUUCUUCACCCACAGGCCACUUCAAGGGAGGCUGUGAGCUCUACUGAUUUUUUUUUAAACAGACCAUUGCUGCAUCGUGACUAAGCCACCUCAAUAUGAAGUCCAGUUUGUGUAUAUUUAGCCAAAUCUGUAUUACUGCCUAUAUAUCAACAUAUUCAAAUGUUUUACACUUGACAUUAACCAAAUUAACAUGUAUUGGUAAUUGGGCUGUUUAGGUUAUGUUGUUAGCAAAUAUAAAUAAUGAUGCUGAGCAUGUUCUUUAGUUUUGGGUUGGAAGUCGUAUCAGAGAAAUCAGAUUUAAAGUGGCCUUUUAUAUCAUUUUGAUAGCUUUUUUAUAUUGUAACAGUUGUAUGAUCCUCAUCAGGCACAUAAUUAUAGUAUAACCUUUAAUGAUAUGUUAGCAUUGCAAUUUCUUUUUAUCGAUUAUGUAAUGGUCAUUUCUGCAUGUGCUGUGUCAGUGAUAGGUAAUAGGAAACCCAGGCAAUAGUCUGCAUAUAAAAACAAAUUUCCUGAAUUAAAUCAGGUUUUCCAUCCUCCCAGUUGUUGUUGUGUUUAGUAUUUUGGAUUAUAUUCAUGACGAGCUUGUAUUUGUAAUGGCCCCUAGAUUAGCUUAUUGUUGUACAGGCAGAUGUCACAAAAUGUAGCAACUGAGGAGACUUGAUCAUUAGCAUGCAUCUACUUAUAAUCAAUAACAAUAUGUGUAAUUGAAGUUAUAACUUUUUUAGCAAUUGUUUUAUUGAUUUAAUUAAUUCAAUUAAUUGUGAAGACAGAAUAAAUAUUUUGGUUCAGUGGAACAGCUUGAUCAAUGUUGAUUGAAUGAUUCAAUAAAUAACGAAUAAAAGUAAA
Pygocentrus nattereri (red-bellied piranha) is the source of this 1772-nucleotide messenger RNA. RefSeq lists its product as uncharacterized. NCBI's taxonomy places the organism in Eukaryota, Metazoa, Chordata, Actinopteri, Characiformes, Serrasalmidae. The coding region runs from base 18 to 824 and encodes 268 amino acids. The transcript is spliced from 8 exons. The record is from RefSeq and is a predicted model, not a curated record.